This is a messenger RNA of Bipolaris oryzae ATCC 44560, 1059 nucleotides long. RefSeq lists its product as uncharacterized. The transcript is spliced from 2 exons. The coding region runs from base 1 to 1059 and encodes 352 amino acids. The record is from RefSeq and is a predicted model, not a curated record. NCBI's taxonomy places the organism in Eukaryota, Fungi, Ascomycota, Dothideomycetes, Pleosporales, Pleosporaceae.
AUGUCCACCACUGUUCAAACUACAUUGUCAGAAGCGCCUGUAGAGGUACCCAAAUUCAAGCCUCAGCCAUCAGGCCCAAAAAGACUGUUCCGUCAAGAGGGGCUUGUGUAUGGUGAUUGGCGUGACGAUAUCAUCCGAGAUGGAUAUGUCGUGGUCAAAGGUGCCAUCCCUCGUGAUCGUGCAGAUGGCUAUGCUGAGGAGAUGAUGUCCUGGCUCGAAAACUUUGCUGGCGGACUGGGGUUCAAGCGCGAUGACCCAUCGACCGUUGUGGAAUCGAAAAUGCCCAUAAUCAACGAGAAGGGCAUGUGUCUCGGAUACGGUAUUGCACACGAAACAUUCGCUUGGUCAGUACGCCAGGAGCCUGGAGUCGUUGGAGCUUUCGAGAAGGUGUAUGAUACAAAAGACCUUAUCGUCUCCUUUGAUGCAUCAAACAUGGCAUUUCCCAACCGCAAAGAUCUCAAAGAAAACAACCCAUGGCCACAUCAGGAUCAAGAUCCGGAAAAGCCCGGUUUUCGCUGCCUACAAGGGCUGGUCAAUCUGCUGCCAAACAGCGAUAAUGACGGCGGCCUCAUCGUUUGCAAGGGUGCUCACCUUCUUAGCGAAGAGUUUCACGAGCAGUUCAAAGAUGAGCCCGAUAAGAUCUGGGCGUGGACCAAAGAAUGGUACGGUUUCACCAAAGAAGGCAUGAAGUGGUUGGAGGACAAGGGCUGCGAGUGGGUGAAGCUCAACGCUGAACCUGGUGACCUUCUCCUCUGGGACAGCCGCACACCUCAUUACAACCUUAGCCCAACAGGUGACAGACCGCGUUUCUGCAUCUACACAUGCUAUAUGCCAGUUGCCGAGGCCUCGGAAGAGGACUUAUUGCGGAAGAAGGACGCGUUUUACACUACUCAAAGUACUACUCACUGGCCCAAUGCUAGGCACGUGGGUGGCUUACCUAUUAUCCGCGACAAUGAGCCUUGUCCUUACAACACAGGGAAGCCGAGAAAGCCGGUAGAGUUAUCAAAACGAGGGUUUGAAUUGACGGGAAUUCCAUAUAUCGGGACAUUGUCAGCUUGA